AUGGGUAAACUGAAACCAAAUAAAGAUCUUAACUGGUGGAACGAGGAUGUAAAGUCAUUCUUACUGAAGAAAAAGUUGUGUUUUAAGAUCUGGCAAGCUUCAAAAGACGAGUGUGACCACCAAAGAUACAUUGAAGCUAAGAAAUUUGCCAAAAGGAUGGUGGCAUACUCACGAGCUGCAGCCAAAGAGAACGAGUACACCAAAUUGGAAAAAGCAGGCUCAGAUAAAGAAAUAUUUAAAAUUGCAAAAUUUAGGAACAAACAAACUAAGAAUAUCAAACAUAACAAAUACAUAAGAGACUCCAUAGGAUCACUGCUGACUUCCGAUAAAGAUAUAAACGACCGAUGGCACGAAUACUACAACAACUUAUUAAACGAAGAGUUCCCACAAGAACCUAUGCCAAGCUUGCCUUCAGUACAUGGCGCAAUAGAAUCGAUAACACAAGAAGAAGUCAAAGCUGCGCUUACUAAAAUGAAAUAUGGCAAGAUAUCUCCAUUGACAAAGAUAUCGAAAACCGCAAAGCGACUGCUUGGUUAA
Cydia pomonella (codling moth) is the source of this 537-nucleotide messenger RNA. RefSeq lists its product as uncharacterized. Bases 1 to 537 code for a protein of 178 amino acids. The record is from RefSeq and is a predicted model, not a curated record. The transcript has a single exon. NCBI's taxonomy places the organism in Eukaryota, Metazoa, Arthropoda, Insecta, Lepidoptera, Tortricidae.